Haliotis rufescens (red abalone) is the source of this 7564-nucleotide messenger RNA. RefSeq lists its product as uncharacterized. Lineage: Eukaryota; Metazoa; Mollusca; Gastropoda; Lepetellida; Haliotidae. The coding region runs from base 363 to 6968 and encodes 2201 amino acids. The transcript is spliced from 50 exons. The record is from RefSeq and is a predicted model, not a curated record. Gene Ontology annotation, molecular function: scavenger receptor activity; metalloendopeptidase activity; zinc ion binding.
AAAGACACCACAGUGUGAUGUUGUGUGUCCGUUGUAUGUGGACUUAGAUCAUAAAUAAGUUUGCAAGUCGUUCUCCCAGCUGACAAAUUUGAAUUGUUAUCUUUGCUAAUUAUAAUUUGUUGAUUCAAAGACUGAGAGCCUGAAGUGGCAGAAGGGACAUUACACAACAGGAUACCAUCGCUGGAAGUCGUGAGCAGUCCUACUAGAGUUCUCAGAUGUGACAAUGAGUAGCCUGGAGUAGAUCAUGUCAGAGGGACAAUUGGUUCAGGAAAGAAUUUGUGAAUAGGAGAACUUGCUUCGUUAUAUUUAUUCCAAGGUCGACUCUCAACCCUAGUAUAACUGACAGACGCUGUGUUAUCAUAAUGAAGAGAAACUGUUUGGAAGAAUGUUUUAUUUUUGUACUAUUUGUCUUGAAUGUUCAUGGAGUGUUCCAUUCCUGCGUGGAUGUGAAGCAACAGACUGGAAACGCAUCUGACGGGGAAUAUAUCUUGUAUCUGCAACAAAAUACUGGAGCUUCACUGUAUUGUGCAGGUAUGAACACCAACUCCCCUAAGGAAUACCUCACUCUCAAGGCAGGGAGAAGCAACAACUUUGCAGUCUACUCUAAACAUAAAGGAACUGACAGCUGUGGGAGCAUGUCCCCAGCACAGUUAUACAGCCAAUGGGGGCGGACGGAGUUCACCAAGAUCAGACUGCAUGUUGACACCUUUAAUGUAGACAUCACAGACUAUACAUUCACCAAACAGAUUGGACCAAACCAUAUAUGCUAUGGAUGUGCUGGGGACAGCUUCUCCAGUUCUCUCAACUGCACACCACAUGGGAACUUCAAGAUUGACUUGUCUGAGACACCAUUUGCUAUCAGCCCAGACGUUCAAUGGACUUGGAACGGGCAGUACAGCAAGCCUGGCCAAGCCAAGGGACAGGCCUUCAUUGCCAACUACACUUACAUUGGAUGCUUCAUAGAUGGUCGUGUUCGUCUGCUACCAUCUGCGUAUAUGACAUCCUCCUCCAUGACUCCUGAUGUCUGCAUCAGUCACUGCAAACAGCAGGGCUACCGUUAUGCUGGAGUAGAGUAUACAAACCAGUGCUUCUGUGGAGACAGCCACACCCGCUAUGCCUUGGCCUCUAAGGAGACAGAAUGUAACUCCAAGUGUCAGGGAGACUUCGCCCAGACCUGUGGGGGUGCUUACAGGAUAUCUGUGUAUGCUACAGCACAAGACCAGAUAACCCAGGGAAGCUGUGGUGGGAUGCCCGGAUCAUGUUUCCCCGCUCUCAAGUCAUCACUGACGCUCAAGGGCAUAAAACUUGCACUUGUCAGCAAGCAUCCAUGCCUCAAUGGUGUGUGUCGGAACGAGGCUAGCUGUGUCGCUGUGUCGGAGUUGGGCUUCAAGUGUAUCUGCCAGAACGGAUAUGUGGGACCGCUCUGCGAUCAGCUGCAGUCCUUCAUCAAUGUGGACGGGUCGGACUGCCCCGCGGCCAUGCAGCCAGAGCAGUGUUCCUGUUCUUCCACGUGUUCCGGGGCCCGCUUCGAGGCCGACAGCUGCACCACAUCAUCCGGGAAGCCACAAGUUACAUGUCGCUAUGGUGACCCUGGCUUCGUGUUGCUGUACAAUCAGGCACCAACCGGCACCUCCAAACAGACAGCAAUAUGUCCUGUGGGCUCCGACAUUGUGGGCUGUUCUGUCUGGGACAACAACCACCACAAUCAUGGACAAGGUGCUGGAACAAUGGACGUUGCCAACAGGAAGUGCUCAAUCUCUGGUUGCGGCUCUUGUACAGUGCAAGCACGAUGUAAACAGUACAUGUGUGGGUGUUUGAAUGGCGGCACAUGUAGCAGGGUGACUGGGACGUGUACCUGUCCGGCAGCCUACUUCGGGGACCACUGUGAACUGUUCGACUACUGCAGCUACUACGAGGACCACAACAACAGAACUGCAUGCGGAGCAGGAACCUGCCUGGCAGUGCCAGAGCACUCAGUCCACACCUAUGGUGGCGACAACGCUGGAGACCACUGUCUGUUCCCCUUCACCUACACAGGGCUCACUUUCAGCUCUUGUAUAGAAAGCAACCAGGUUGGACCCCCCUUUGCAUGUGGAGCUAAGUUUGACGGAAACAAUGACUUUAUUGAUCUGGGACAAUGGAACCCUGGAACGGUGUACACAAUUGCAGCAUGGCUGUACCCAACAAUUUCAGACUCACGGAGGAGGACUAUUGUUGGUGGUGUGGCUGGUUGUCGAGACUUUGGUCUAGCAAUGCAGGGAGGCAAAUUCAAUAGCUACUACUAUCCUACUACAGGGAGACACUGCACUUCCUCUCUGUUUGCACCAACUCCCUACACCAAGGGGAAAUGGUAUCUCCUGGCUGUUGCCAAUAAUGGAACCAACACAUUUUUCUACCUGAACGGCAAGCAGGUCAACACAGCCAAGAAUCGUCCAUAUUCACUUCCAACAACAUCAGGCUUCCGGAUCGGGAGCUCUCAAUGCUGUAAGGGGGAGAACUUCCAGGGAAUGAUCAAGUCGGUGAAGGUCUGGAAACGAAGCCUAGGUAUAGAUGAGAUCACUCAAAGCAUGAGUGUGGUCGGCAGUGUCAACUCAACAAUUGAGGCGAGAUAUAAUGGUCUGGUGGCACACUAUGAGCUGGGGCAGGGCAUCAAGGUGCCGUGUAAUGGUAUCGACCACGGGGGCGACGACUGGACUGUCGCCCAAAAUGACAUUCUGUUUGGUUCCCACUGCAAUGUAAGUCAGUUCUUCAUCCCAAAGGGAGUGACAGUCUUCAUCAAGAAAUAUGAUGGGACUUCAGGGGGCAUCUUUGAAGUGUACUCUGAAAGUAUACAGAUUGACGGCUACCUGAAUGGGAUGGGUGCUGGUUACCGUGGUGCAGCAGGGGGUGACGCCUACCCAAAUCAAGAUGGCAUGCAAGGAGAAUCUAUAAAUGGAGUCGGCAAGAGGGGCACAGGAGCCAACAAGGGAGGUGGUGGAGGUGGCAGUGGCGGCCAUAUUGACUCCCAGGGGUAUGGUCGACCCGGCGCCGGAGGAGGGUAUGGCACCGCAGGGAUGAGCUCAGUGAAGAGAUCUAAUAGGGGCAAUGGCUGGAGUUCUGGUGGUGCGGUGUACGGAGACAAUGCAGUGUCAACAGUAUACAUGGGGUCUGGAGGAGGAAGUGGCGGCAAUGCCAAGGAUCUCAGUCACACACCUCCAGGUGGCCAUGGAGGGAAUGGUGGAGCGGCCAUAGUGCUGUAUUCAACUGGCAACAUCCAAGUGACUGGGUCCAUCUCAGUGGCCGGGGAGGCUGGACAGGGGGACAGUUUCACUCAAUCAGGUUGUAAGGGAUGCCCCGCAUCGUGUAAAGCCUCCAACCCAAGUCACUGCAUUGGCAGCAGCACAAGUGCCUGCUGGGACAUGUCUGGUCCAGGAGGCGGCGGCAGUGGCGGUAGCAUGUACAUGACAGGAAAUGUUGUCGAUGUCGGUCACAACCGUCUGUGGGGCAAUGGGGGGCAGGGGGGAUACGGUGGCGUGGGGGGAUGCGGUGGAGAUGGAGGAGUCGGCAGAAUCCAGAUCAACGCAGUCAUCUUUAAAGGCCAUGUCUCCUCAGCCUAUGGGCACAUCAACACCAACAAUGCAACCAAGCAGUAUAUAGAUUACAGCAUUACAGGACAGAAAAUGAUUGACCCGACAACCACCGUGAUCGGAAAUGAGAUUUACCGGGGCUGCUUCCUGGAUAGCACAACAAGCCGUCACUUUGUCUACCGUGUAUCUCUGUCUCAACAGCAGACAGCACAGGUCACACCUGACUUCUGUAUGGCGAUGUGCAGACAAAAGGGGUACACCGUGUCUGGAGUCGAGUAUGGAUCGGAGUGUUACUGUGACAACAACUUUAACUGGGGCUUGAAGAAACCUGACAGCGACUGCGGGAUGCCAUGUAAAGGUGACUCUCAACAAUACUGCGGUGCCUCCUAUCGGUUGGCAGUGUAUGGCCCCCGACCCUACAUCCCCGGCGAGGGUCAGAACGGCGUGGCAUCCUCCUGUCAGCCAUGGUGCGCCACAGCAGACGCCUUCUCCAGUCAGCCCAAGUGGGGAGUGUGUGAUCUGAGGAGUCUGACGUCCACCUCAUGGAAUGUCCACUGUGAAUGUCCAGCAGGUUUUACUGGCUCAAAUUGUGACCAGGUUUGCACCAACAAAACGUGGGGAAUCAACUGCCGCAAUCCCUGUAACUGCAACAUUACCAACAUCAUCAACUGCAACAGCAACGAUGGACAGUGUAACUGUAAGCCUGGAUUCACUGGGCCUCAGUGCAACCAGAGAUGUCCCAACGGAACCUUUGGGGACAACUGCCAAGGAAAGUGCAAUUGUCUUGAGACAGCAACAUGUGACUCUCGUACAGGAAACUGCAUCUGCAAGGCAGGAUGGUCGGGUCCCCGAUGUAACAUUCCAUGCACCCCGGGGCAAUAUGGCAUCAACUGCACUCAAAAGUGUCACUGUUACCAUGGCUCGUGUUCUCCGGAAGAUGGUACCUGCAACUGUGACCCGGGAUAUAUGCUACCUUUCUGUGCAGAGACGUGUGAUCCGGGAACGUACGGUCCGAGCUGUCUGUUCUUCUGUGAUUGUAACUACCAGGAUUGCAACUACCAGACCGGAGUGUGCCAGUGUGGACCGGGUCUCAUUGGUGACAAGUGCCAGAAGAAUUGUCCCCACGGCAAGUAUGGCCAGAGUUGUGCCAAGACCUGCUCCUGUCAGCAGAACGCUGGCUGUGAUGGCUCCACGGGGCUCUGUCAGUGUCCUCCAGGCUAUGUAGGUUCUGACUGUGGCACCAAGUGUACUCAGUGGAAAUAUGGGCAGGACUGCCUUCAGACCUGUUCAUGUGUUCAAGCCAACACCGCUUCCUGUGACUUUGAUUUGGGUAGAUGUCACUGCAAGCCAGGUUUCAGGGGACGUAACUGCAGCUUGCCAUGUUCCAGUGGGUACUACGGUCCUGGCUGCAAGCAGACGUGCGCCUGUUCGGGAGGAUCUCCGUGUGACCCAGUCAGUGGCCAGUGUCAGUGUAUCCCAGGGCUCAUCGGCGCCACAUGUAACCAGGCUUGUCCAGCAGGGAAAUACGGAGCUGGAUGUAAACUGACCUGCCCAACAUGUUCAGCAGGUGUGUGCAGCAAGGCAGAUGGCACCUGUAUCUGCCAGAGUGGCACCUGCACUUGUCCGAAGGGCUUCUGGAAGCCACAGUGCAGUAGUCCUUGUAACUGUGUCCAUGGAGGAUGUGACUCUCAGACUGGAGCAUGUGUGUGUGAUGCCGGGUGGACAGGCACCAUGUGCCAGACCCAGUGUACCCAGGGGACAUAUGGAGCGAACUGCGGGAGUCCAUGUAAAUGUGUCAACUCUAUGUGUGAUCCAACAGAUGGCUCAUGCAGCUGCUCAGAUGGAUUCACAGGACCAACAUGUGCCAUGUCCUGUGCGAAUGGUACCUUCGGACCCAACUGCCAGCUGCCCUGCCCAUCCUGUGGGUCGCGGUCGUAUGGCUGUGAUCCUGUGACUGGCAUCUGCCAGUGUUCCACAGGCUAUGCUGGAUUGUCAUGUGACCAGCCAUGUCCACAGGGGAAGUAUGGUGACCAGUGUAGUAAAACAUGCAACUGUGUGAACGGUGCCUGUGACACGGUGACUGGGAACUGCACGUGUAACCCUGGUUACACAGGCACUGCGUGUGAUCAGGCGUGUCCUGAUGGAACAUGGGGAGGUAACUGUAUCAAUUCGUGUAACUGUGGACCACACUCAACUCGCUGUGACCAAACCAUGGGAUUCUGUAUCUGCAACCCCGGGUUCCAGGGAGUGAAAUGUCGUCAGAGUUGUGACUCCGGCUACUACGGCGCCAACUGCUCCCUCACCUGCUCCUGUGCUGCUGGCAAGUCUCGCUGUAGCCCUCUCGACGGUUCCUGUGAGUGUACUGCUGGAUAUCAAGGCACCACAUGUAGCCAGCCAUGCCCAGUGGGGAAGUGGGGCAACGGCUGCACCCAGGACUGUGAGUGCUCCAACAGAGGCAACUGCAGCAUCACCACCGGCGUCUGUGACUGCGCGCCAGGCUACAUGGGUGCAACUUGUGUUCAACCGUGUAAGCAAGAUGUCUUCUGGGGGAAGAACUGUGCCAACCAGUGCAACUGUAAUGGUCACCACUGUGAUCAUGUGACUGGAUCAUGUGACUGCCCGGCUGGAAAAACUGGAGCUAACUGUCAACAGGACUGUGAUGGGAGCCACUUUGGCCUGCAGUGUGCCCAGACAUGUCAGUGUAAGAAUAGUGCCGCGUGUGACCCUGUCACCGGCACCUGCCACUGUCCACAAGGCUGGUCCGGAGAUUACUGCAACCAAAAGUGCCCCCGUGGUCGCUAUGGUGACGGAUGUACGAUGACCUGUAACUGUAUGAACGGAGCGUCAUGUGACACGACUGGCACGUGCCAGUGUGCCGCUGGGUACAUGGGCACCAACUGCUCACAAUCGUGUGCGCGAGGGACAUGGGGAGAUGGCUGCAGACAGAAGUGUUCGUCCCUGUGUGCCGCCAGCUGUCUGGCAGACACUGGAGUCUGCCGGUGCCAGAUGUGGACAUGCCAGAAUGGAGGAACGUGUGGCAAGGAUGGUCGCUGCAACUGUGUCCUGGGCUGGAUGGGAGACAACUGCAUGACAGGUCAAGGUCAGAACUUGAGGAGCAGCCAAAACCAAUUCGAUUUCUCCCUAAGUCUUGGACAGGUGAUCGGUAUCGUCAUUGCCUUCCUCAUUGUGCUGGUGGCAGCCAUCGUAGGGAUGGGGUUCUUUAUGAGGCGACGGACACUCAAGAAUGCUCCAACUUCUCCAGUCAAAUACGAAGACAAUGAGGUGAAGGUUUUGUCAAAAGACAAGGAUGGCGGGUUUACCAAUCCUAACUUCCAUGACCAGCCGGAAGAGGAUGUGAUGACAUCUCACCUGGAAAUUGACCAUGUGGACAGCCAAGCGUAAAGACAGAGAUUCUAUUUAUAAUACAUCAAGUUGCAUCUACACAGAUCAUGACCAUUCCCCAUUAUGCAGUGAAGGAGAUGGCGCUAGUGUCAUAUAGACAGCCAUGCUUAAGCAUAUCAAUUUCAUUCCAAAUAAGUCAUUCACUCUAAGAUGCAUCUGCUCUGGGCCCACUUGCACAAAACGAUCUAAGCGCUAAGACAAUUGUAGACCUAUGUUAAAGUAUGGGAGUUAAGAUCAUCUUAGUGCUAAGAUUGCCUUGUGCAAGUGGGCCCAGGUCCAGACCAUUCGUGAUCUUUAGUGGAGUAACGAUAUGCAGAUACAGCAAACAAACUGUUCAUCAUCCAUCUUACACAGAUUCCAACAGAACCUUCACUGUGCCCUCUCGCCUGUUUCUGCUCUACAAUAUCCUAUCUUCAAUCUCCGAAAUUUAAGAACAAAUGAUCCAGGGUUGUGCUUCACCUGCAAAAGAAUAGAUUACCGUAUUCGACGUUAUAAGCGCCCCGCUCUAAUAAGCGCCCAUGGUGACAUUUGCUGAUAUAUUGGCUGGUGAACAAUCCCAAUUAGCACCCCUUCCGAUUGAUCAAUGUACACAAGAC